ACAAUUUUUCUAAUUUUCCAACCUUUGCAAGAGAAUCAGCACUAAAGAUACCAAAUUCAGUUUUUAUUGAUUACAUUAAAAAAUCAUAUUUAGAUAGAAAGGAUAUACUUGAUCUCUUAGAAAA
Molecule: messenger RNA, 124 nt
Organism: Cetraspora pellucida
Lineage: Eukaryota; Fungi; Glomeromycota; Glomeromycetes; Diversisporales; Gigasporaceae
Source: the annotation of a GenBank genome assembly